Messenger RNA from Triticum turgidum subsp. durum (durum wheat), 879 nucleotides. The record is from the annotation of a GenBank genome assembly. Lineage: Eukaryota; Viridiplantae; Streptophyta; Magnoliopsida; Poales; Poaceae.
AUGGAGGAUUCCUCCUGCUCGUCCUUGUCGACGGCGGGUCUCGUCGGCACCUCAGCCACCGCCUUCACCAUGCUCGACCACCCAGCCGACCUCGCCCGCGCGUCUGCCACCAUCUUCACCAUGCUCGACGACCCUGCCGACCUUGCCCGCGCAUCCGCCGUCUCCCGCUCCUGGCGGCAAUUCGUUAUCGCCAACCAGUUCAGCAAGCUGCAGUGCCUACGGGCCUACCCGGAGGUCUCGACCUUCACGCACGUCGACGUCAUCACCUCUGGCUCCAGCAGUACCAAACGCCAGGAUCAGCUCAACCGGGAUCACAGGGCGUACACGCACCUCGCCCACGGCCUCCUCUCGCCAUACAAGCCAAGGGACUGCAUCAUCCAUUGCAUCGGCGCGUCCAGCACCGACAACUUCCCUGUGGAAACCAUCGAGAACACCAUCGAGCCCAUGGACCUCGUUGAGUUUAGGCCCUCCUACUGGUCCAGCCGUGGCAACAGGGAUCCUGCCGCACCCGAGUACCUCAUAUACAGGCUCCAGGCGGAUCUUUGCCUCGUCGAUGAGAUCAAGAUGAAGCCCUUCAAAGCACUUUUCCAGAUUGGUGACCCGAUAUAUUCGGCAAAGAGCAUCCGCUUCCAGACGGGCUAUCCAAGGUCACCGCUACGCCCUGAAGCACUCGUUUGUGAUGAAAAUGAGGGACAGUUGAUUGAUGAUAGAAACUAUGUCUGGACCUACACAUCUCCAGAAUUUCCAAUGCUGCAGGAAAAUGUUCUGCAAUCCUUCAAGUUACCACACCCGGUUCUUUGUAUUGGUGGGGUAGUGAAGGUUGAGCUUCUUGGGAGAGUUCAGAAGCAGACAUUUGAUGGCCUCUACUACAUAUGGUGA